This is a messenger RNA of Sardina pilchardus (European sardine), 993 nucleotides long. RefSeq names its product glutathione S-transferase theta 1b (gene gstt1b). The coding region runs from base 74 to 799 and encodes 241 amino acids. Gene Ontology annotation, cellular component: cytoplasm. The transcript has 6 exons. NCBI's taxonomy places the organism in Eukaryota, Metazoa, Chordata, Actinopteri, Clupeiformes, Clupeidae. Gene Ontology annotation, biological process: glutathione metabolic process. Gene Ontology annotation, molecular function: glutathione transferase activity. The record is from RefSeq and is a predicted model, not a curated record.
AGGAGUUCUAAAUCUAGCGAGAAGCCCCUCUGAAGACUGAAACUGAGAUCGAAUCUAAUUUCACGUUUCGAAGAUGGCUGUGGAGCUCUACCUGGAUCUUUUCUCGCAGCCAGCUCGAUCAGUGUACAUUUUCGCGAAGAUAAACAAUAUAAAGUUUGACUUUAAAAAGAUUACGCUCUUUGCAGGAGAUCAGUAUGGAGAGGAAUUUGGGAGAGUCAACGUGAUGAGGAAAGUCCCUGCCCUGCGCGAUGGAGACUUUUGCUUGGGUGAAAGCAUUGCAAUCAUGACGUACUUGUCAGAAAAGUUCCGAACUCCAGACCACUGGUAUCCCGCCGACAUACAGAAACGUGCGCGUGUGAAUGAGUAUCUCUCUUGGCAACAUACAGCUGUCCGGAUGCACGGGUCCCGGGUGUUUUGGCUCCGACUCAUGAUUCCCAAAAUGUUAGGGGAGGAGGUACCUAAAGAUAGGAUGGCUGCAGCUUUGGAAGAUCUUGAUGUGUCUCUUCAACUCAUUGAGGAGAAAUUCCUGCAAGACAGACCUUUCAUAGCUGGAGAUGACAUCUCCCUGGCUGAUCUGGUUGCCAUCGUGGAGAUCAUGCAGCCGCUGGGCUCCGGUCUGGACGUGUUUGAGACGAGGCCCGUGCUGAGUGGCUGGCGGGACCGUGUGCGAGCGGCGAUCGGUCCAGAGCUGUUCGAUGAGGCGCAUCAGGUCAUCCUCGGGGCGCAGGAGAUGGCCAACAGCAUGGACACCAGCGCACUGCUGCCCUUUAAGCCCAAGAUCCUCCGACUCUUCUUGUGAAUCAGCAAGAUCCUCCGACUCUUCUUGUGAAUCAGCAAGAUCCUCCGACUCUUCUUGUGAAUCAGCACACUGCAGCCUUUAGGCCCAAGAUCCUCCGACUCUUGUGAAACAGGAUGUUGUUGUGGCCUAUUGUUCUAUGUACCCAGCACAAUAAUAACUAUGAGUUUAUUCAUGUAGCCUAGUUUUGAUAUAAA